This is a messenger RNA of Tarenaya hassleriana, 1626 nucleotides long. Its product is annotated as probable polyamine transporter At1g31830. Gene Ontology annotation, cellular component: membrane. The transcript is spliced from 2 exons. Gene Ontology annotation, biological process: transmembrane transport. The record is from RefSeq and is a predicted model, not a curated record. Bases 95 to 1543 code for a protein of 482 amino acids. Gene Ontology annotation, molecular function: transmembrane transporter activity. NCBI's taxonomy places the organism in Eukaryota, Viridiplantae, Streptophyta, Magnoliopsida, Brassicales, Cleomaceae.
UCCCGCUCUUACACCGACGGCGCCGGCGGAGAGGGUUGGCGACGGCGAGAAACUGGCGACCGCCGUUGCCGGAAACUCACCCGCAUCUCUCGAGAUGGGUCGUCGUUACGACUGCGUUGAAUACAUCACCGUCGCCGGCGAUGAUACCUCUCCCGCCGGCACCGCCGGAGGUGAUGCUUCAUCACCGAGAGCCAACAAGUUUCGUAAAAUAUCGGUUUUGCCGCUGGUUUUCCUCAUAUUCUACGAAGUUUCCGGCGGUCCUUUCGGGGUGGAAGACAGUGUAAACGCAGCAGGGCCGCUAAUGGCGAUUCUAGGGUUUGUAACCUUCCCUUUCGUCUGGAGUGUUCCAGAGGCAUUGAUCACUGCAGAAAUGGGAACAAUGUUUCCCGAAAAUGGCGGAUACGUGGUGUGGGUCUCGUCGGCUUUAGGACCGUACUGGGGAUUCCAGCAAGGAUGGGUGAAAUGGCUGAGCGGCGUGAUCGAUAACGCGUUGUAUCCGGUCCUCUUCCUCGAUUAUCUGCAGUCCGGAAUUCCGGCGCUAGCCGGCGGCUGGCCGAGGAUCUUGUCGGUCUUCGCCUUGACUCUGGUCCUGACAUAUCUGAACUACAGGGGCUUAACCAUUGUUGGGUUUGCAGCCGUUCUUCUGGGGAUUCUCUCGCUACUUCCGUUUCUCGUGAUAGGCCUCAUCUCGAUCCCGAAGCUGAACCCUUCCAGAUGGCUUGUCGUGGAUUUGCGGAGCGUGGACUGGAACUUGUAUCUAAACACACUCUUCUGGAAUCUGAACUAUUGGGAUUCGAUCAGUACACUUGCCGGUGAAGUGGAGAAUCCGAAGAAAACGCUUCCGAAGGCAUUGUUCUACGCUUUGAUUCUGGUUGUCGUUUCUUACAUCAUCCCGCUUCUGUCUGGAACCGGAGCUACGCCCCUGAACCGCGAGCUUUGGACCGACGGGUACCUGGCCGACAUAGCUAAGAUCCUCGGAGGUGCUUGGUUAGGGUGGUGGGUACAAGUGGCUGCAGCCACAUCGAAUAUGGGUAUGUUCUUGGCCGAGAUGAGCAGUGACUCGUUCCAGCUUCUCGGGAUGGCUGAGCGGGGAAUGAUUCCCGAGUUCUUCGCCAAAAGGUCACGGCACGGAACUCCAUUGAUCGGGAUUCUGUUCUCUGCCUCGGGUGUGAUCCUCUUGUCUUGGCUAAGCUUCCAAGAAAUCGUGGCUGCAGAGAAUUUACUAUACUGCGUCGGAAUGAUAUUAGAGUUCAUAGCUUUUGUACGGUUGAGGAUGAAAUACCCGGCUGCGUCACGACCGUACAAGAUUCCCGUAGGAACCGUAGGCUCUGUCCUAAUGUGCAUUCCUCCGACCAUUUUGAUCUUUGUGGUCAUGGCCUUUUCUACUCUGAAAGUUGCCGGACUGAGUCUCGGUAUCGUAGUCAUCGGCCUGGUGAUGCAACCGUGUCUUAAGCAUGUCGAGAAGAAGAGAUGGCUGAAAUUCUCCGUUAGCUCCGACCUGCCAGACCUUCAUCACGAAACAGCAGAAUCUCCGACAGAAUAAGACUGCAAAGACAAUAGUUUUUGAACAAUCCUUUUUUGAACAAAGCCACAGAGGGAGAGAGAUCAGUUCCUAUAUCUGUCUUA